AGCACACUGAGGUCAUUCUUCAUAACUAUAGCAUUAAUAGGCUUAUAGGAAGUGUGCUGUGACUAUGUGCACAUGCUGUGCUCUGUUCGCAGGGACUAACAUGUCAGAAUAAUAAAACUAUAUCUAAUUUACAUAAGCUAUUUCAUAAGUAUAUAUGAUGAGCUGAGCUGGAAGAACAUAGCAAGUACAAACACAACAACACAGACAACUGGCACUGCAGAUGGGCGACUGAAAGUGUGUCAUCACCAUCUCCAGUCUAAUCACCUCCGCCCGCGCUCCUCCUCUGUUUCUCUCUCCCCUCCCCUCCCUGUCUCUCUAUCUUUCGCUCUCCAUCCUCCCCUCACUGUCUAUGUUAUGGAAAGACAAAAAGUUGAUUUAUUCCUCAGAGGCUGCAGCUCAGCACAUCCAGCCAAAUUCGCAUGUCUCCAUGCGUAAGCGCAUGUUUCUGUGGGCGAGGACACAUAUGGUGAUGAGACUGAGCACAUGUGUGAUUGUCGCCUCCUCCAAGUUAAUCUCUGAAGAGGAGGUGUGGUUGCCUCCUCCUUCUUUUGGAUCUCAGAACUGAAUAUUCAACAGCGUUUUGCCUCAAGCUUUUCAUCGAACGUCAGUUUUGUCUGUGAAACGUCCUCGGGUUGUUCGAUUUUAAUACUUUACCUGGCUUUGGUCUUCUGACAUCUCUCUAAAAUGAGUUUCAGCAGUGAUAUGGAUGAGACAGAAGAUGGGAGCAACAGAGAGUUUGAGAGCGUGGAGAUGAAUAAGCUGCGUCAGAGCCUGCGCAGGAAGAAGCCCACGUACGUGCCGGAGGCCAGCCGGCCGCACCAAUGGCAGGCGGACGAAGAGGCUGUACGAAAGGGCAAAUGCAACUUUCCUGUCCGGUACCUCGGUCUGGUGGAGGUAGAGGAGUCCAGAGGGAUGCAUGUGUGCGAAGAAGCAGUGAAAAAACUGAAAGUGAGUGGGAAAAAAACUGUCAAGGCUGUGCUUUGGGUGUCUGCUGAUGGCCUGAGAGUAGUGGACGACAAAACCAAGGACCUCAUUGUUGACCAGACCAUUGAGAAGGUGUCCUUCUGCGCACCUGACCGUAAUUACGACAAGGCAUUCUCCUACAUCUGCCGUGAUGGUACGACUCGCCGCUGGAUAUGUCACUGCUUCAUGGCCUUGAAGGACUCGGGUGAACGUUUGAGUCAUGCGGUUGGAUGUGCCUUCGCCGCUUGCCUUGAGCGGAAGCAACGCAGAGAGAAGGAGUGUGGGGUCACUGCUUCCUUUGAUGCAAGCCGCACAUCGUUUGUUAGGGAAGGCUCCUUCCGCGUCUCCUCAGCUGGACAGCAGAGUGACCGAGAGGACAUCAUGAAACAACUGCAAGACAAAAAGAAAGAAGUGUGUGGAAUUUCUGCAGUGCCACCUGGAAAUGCAUCUCCUCCAGAAGGAGCGGCGUCUCCGGGGGAGCGAGCGGAGCCGGGUGGGCCUCACGCCAUCCCACGCCGCCACGCUCCUAUUGAGCAGCUGGUGCGGCAGGGCUCUUUCCGCGGCUUUCCACAACUAAGCCAGAAGAACUCACCUUUCAAACGGCAGCUCUCCCUACGCUUGAAUGAUCUCCCAUCAACCCUGCAGCGCAAGACAGAUUUCCAGACCAAGAACCCAGUUCCAGAGAUGGAUCUAUCAGUGGCAGGAGAGGCGGACAGCAUAAAUGCUCUGUGCAGCCAAAUCAACAGCUCUUUCACCAAACCAUCUGAGGAUCUGUGUGCCAAAGCCACCAGCAACUGUUUACCAGUUUGCAGCGCUCCACCUGCCCUUCCCCCUCCACCUGCUCCACCGCAAGCUACAAGCUCAUGGGUUCAGACAGAGCCGGCUGUCCAAUCUCCUCCACCCGUUUCUCUGGGCGGCCACAAACGAACCCCGUCCGAGGCAGAACGCUGGCUGGAGGAAGUGGCUAAAGCAGUGAAAGCUCAGCAGCAGACUCCACCGACCCUUCCACCACCACCCACUCAGCAACCUCCACCGGUGCCCCCUAUGCCCAUCGCAUCCGGUUCCCUCCCCUCCUCCAUGCAGUCAUUCCCAAUGGCCUUUGAUGUUACCCCCACACCCUUAGGCAUGUUUGCCCAACAGCCCCUUCAACCGACGUUUGUACCUAUGCAGCCGUACAUGCCCAAUCUGGCCAACAGCAUGACCUAUCCCAAUGCCAGUGUGCCUGUUGUGGGCAUCACACCAUCACAGAUGGUGGCUAAUGUAUUCUGCUCUGCGGCCGGGACAGGGGGUGGUGGAGUGGCGAUGGGGGUCGGGAUGGGGCCGAAGACGGGUACGCUUGGUGGUGGCCAACAAUCAGCUUCCCCCGCCCUGUCCGGGGGCUUCCCAACCACCACAUUCUCAACUCCUCCGACCGUCAACGGCCAUCUGCAUAACUCCUUUCCAUCAACGACUACGAGUGUCACACACAAUGGAAGUACCAUUGGCACUAGUUGGCCGAUGGAGAGUUUGAAUCUGAAUACCACAUGCAAUUCACAGGAAGCAGAGCAUUUUGAGGCAAAGUGGGCUGCUCUGGAGUCCAAAUCGCAACCGAAGGCGCAAAACCCUUUUUCGAAUGACUUACAAAAGACUUUUGAGAUUGAACUAUAAUCGUUAGGAGACUCUGAACCAUUUCAUACCCCAGUCCCCUUCCCUUUUUUUGUCUCCUAAAGGGUUUUCUUAUGCUCAAGGACAUUGGUUGAUGUAAGAGAUCAUUCGGUUGUAUUUUGCGUCAUUUCGAGAAUCAGACUCAAGAAAAGAAAGACCUUCACAACAUGUUCGGCACUUACAAGACCGCUUGAAGGAGAAACCUGCACAUUACUUUCACCGGUAAUGACCCUUGCUUGGAAAAUUAAUGAUUUUGCUUGAAGGAAAUAUUGAAAUUAGGGGAUGGUCAAAGUUUAUUUAUUGUUUAUUAAUUUCUUAUUUGAUUAUAUAAUCAGAUUUUAAUUAUUCUCAGUUUUCCCUUAUUUAUUUAUAUUGAACAGAGUGAAGGAUUACUGGUGGAAUAAAUUGGCUACUUGAAAAUCUAUUCACCAAAUGAUAGAUUAAAUAAUUUGGGUAUCGUUAUCUUGUAGAACUGAGUUUACAUUGUGGUGUAAAUAGCAUGCUUUCUGUUUACUUUAUUUAUUGCCAGUUUCUGUGGCUGUUCGGUUCAUUAGUUCCAAAUGAAUCAGUUGAACCAUUGAAAGAUCCGCUCUGAACCAAGUGGAUACCAAAAGUUCCACCAACAGGCACAUUCCAACCCUGAUUAUACGAUCGAGACCCAUAAUGCAAUGGAAAACUAGACCGAAAUACCACUACUUCUAGUAAUUAACCUUUUAGAGAUUUGGAACAACAUUUCUUAGGUUUGUAGUUUUACUUUUAUAAUCCGUUUAGCCAGCCCUGUUGAAAUAUAUGAAUUUGGUCAUUUAUUUUAAAUGGUUUCAUAGGGCUUCUCAGUUGUUAUGAAUGUAUUUCAGAAACUCUGUGACCAUUCUAGGGUGGUAACAUGACAAAUUUGUGUUAAAUGGGUGGUUGUGAAGGAAAUAUUGAAAAAAAUGAAGGUUAUAGUGUUCGUUUUUGCAAGCAAUGGAACGACUACACAGACUUUUAAAGGGACAGAGUCAUUUGGUCCCAUUCAUGCAUGCUUAAAAUAUCCCAUAUUACAGUAUGUUAAAACAUUGAAUAUGAAUAUUAGUCUUGGCUUUUGUUUCUUAUCACCACUGUUUCAAGGGAAUAAUUGUCUUUAAUUGCAGGCGAAUAAUGGCACACACUCUACACUAUAAGAUUUCAUGCAGUUAUUGUAAAAAUAGAUUUGGAUCCUGCUCAUUCAAGAUGUUCAUAUUUUCUCCAGUGUGGAGCAUUUAGGCACAUUUAUUGUUCAGUUAUGCUCAAUGGUCGUAUUUUUAUUUUCUUGGGAAAUUAUCCAAGUGUGUGGAUAAGGUAUUGAAUGAGCUUUCUGGAGUGUGUGGAGCCUGUAAGUGUCAAAGCUAGAUGAUCAAAGUAAGACUGCACACUGUGCUCAGUGAGGUGAACAUAAACACUCUUCCUUUGGAGAUUUAAUAGAAGUGGACAUUCAAGGCAGGCACAAUGUUUUUAACUUGUUUCAAGAGGCCAUUUUGACUGUCAUGUGUUAUAAAUUGACCUCCCGGUUUUCUUAUCAGUUGUUUAUUACAGGGUCAAGCGGGUCUAUUGUGGCACAAUGAAUCUAAAAAUGGUCCUUUUUCCAAAGACAAUGCAUUUGUAAUUUGGCCAAGCGAUAUGUUGUAUGGCGUCAAACGGAUGAAUUUAUUAUACUCAAUUGCCCUGGCUCUCUUUGUGUACACACCCUCCCCAUGACAAAAUCGAGGUUUCUCAAAACCAGGGAACUAAAUUACCUCAUAAAGUUGAUUGUAAACUUUAGUGUAGUGAUAACAAACCAGUGGAAUUUAUUUUUAAUCUUUAUUUCAAGAAUUUUGUAUUUAAACCUGCAUAUUUCUAUUGUAAUUACAUUGUAUAAAAGAUAAAUAAAUAAUAUAAUAUAAGCAA
Carassius auratus (goldfish) is the source of this 4509-nucleotide messenger RNA. Its product is annotated as numb-like protein. NCBI's taxonomy places the organism in Eukaryota, Metazoa, Chordata, Actinopteri, Cypriniformes, Cyprinidae. Gene Ontology annotation, cellular component: cytoplasm. Gene Ontology annotation, biological process: positive regulation of neurogenesis. The record is from RefSeq and is a predicted model, not a curated record. The transcript is spliced from 9 exons. The coding region runs from base 685 to 2610 and encodes 641 amino acids.